CGCUAGACACUAGACUUUCCUACGUCAUUCGACCAACUGGGAAUUCCCGUUUUUCCCUCCCUUCUGUCGUUCCGCUUUUCUUUGACAAAUUCGUCCUUUCCAGCCGAACAACUAGGCAGUACUCAUUUCUGACCACAGUAGGAAGGGGAAUUCCCAAUUCCCCCUCCCUCUCUCUUUUCUCUCUUUCUCUCGUCCGUUAGGCUUUUUUCUUUACACGUAUUUAUUGCUUCUUGCUACUGGCUGAAGACAACAUCUGUCUCUUUUCUGUUUUCGUUUUUAGUUGAAAGGUGAGAGGUAAAAUUUUAUUUCUUCUGUUUCUAUCAUUGUUUGUUUCAUUUCGUUCCUCUCGGUGUUCUUUCAUAUUUUUCUAGAGCAUGUAUUUAUCCGAGAAUCUCUAAUUAUUUCUUACGUCUGGUUUAGUAGUCGAGUUAAUUAUCGUGUGGUUCUCCCCGCCGUAUGAAUCACUAUCGCUCCUACCUCGCUACCCAACAGUCCACCUAGAUGAUCGGCUCGUGAUCGUUCCGGUGGCGAUACACAGCAUUCUGUCACCGAACAUCGUGGGGGUACAUAGUGAUGGUUAUCAUUUUAUCAAUGCGUUUCCGGGAGAUUCGUACGGGAGAAAACACCUUGUCGCCUGGACUGGCGAUCAGUCCUCGUCGGUAGCAUUAAUGUUAAAGGUGUAUACCGUUGAUCCCUACGCGUCUGAUUUCGCUUUGAUCGUGCCUCUGACUAGUCCUCCGUCUAGCCGGAGACUGUUCCCGAUUCUCACGCGACUCUCAAGUGAUCGUCGUUCGCUAUGUACGAGACAAGAGAUGAGAAACAACUGGGUCUUGACAAUGUCGCGUUUCAACUCGACGAACCUCGUAUUAUCAAAAAUGAUAGAGGCGCGUAUUAUCCCGAUCGAGACUCGAACAGCAUCCUGGACGUGCAAAUCGCCGAAUCGGAAAAGAAACGUGCAACAUGGAACAAUAGCGUGGAAUUUCUCAUGUCGUGCAUCGCUGUGUCAGUUGGUUUCGGCAAUAUCUGGCGGUUUCCGUUCACGGCUUAUGAGAACGGAGGUGGUGCUUUCCUCAUUCCGUAUGUGAUCCUGCUGUUCCUGGUAGGAAAACCAUUCUACUUUCUAGAGAUGAUCAUCGGACAGUUCUCCAGCAAGUCGUCCGUUAAAGUUUGGGGCAUGUCGCCAGGUUUUACUGGAGUUGGAUGGGCGCAAUUUUGCUCGACCAUCGCAUUGGCGACCUACUACAGCUCGCUAAUGGCAUUAACGCUUUACUAUCUGAUCGCGUCUUUCUCUGCCGAGUUACCUUGGGCCACCUGCCUGAAAGAAUGGGGUGACACGUGUGUCGAUUCGAGCACGAAGAGAAACCAUAAUGUUGAUCUCAUCACAGCGGAAGAAAAUGUCGAUGUUCUUAAUAAUCUCUUAAAUAGCAGCACUCAGGUUCAGAGCUCAGCCGAACUAUAUUUCUCACGAGUAGUUUUACACGAGAAAGAAAACAUUGAUGAUGGAAUUGGAUUGCCAAGCUGGCAGCUGACACUUUGCCUCUUUGGAAGCUGGGCAGCGAUCUGCGCGGUACUCUUCCAAGGCGUGAAGAGCUCCGGGAGAUUCUCCUACUUCCUGGCGAUCUUUCCAUACAUUGUACUAGUCUCAUUAUUGAUUCGUGCAGUUACUCUGGAUGGUGCAAUCGACGGGAUUCUCUAUUUUAUCACCCCGAAAUGGUCGAAACUCCUGGAGCCAACUGUCUGGUAUGCCGCCGUGACUCAAUGCUUCUUCUCGCUCUCCGUCUGCUUCGGCAGCAUUAUCACAUACUCAUCGCACAACGAUUUCAAACACAAUAUCUACAGAGACGUGUUGAUAAUCACCUCGCUUGAUACGGUUACGAGUCUACUGGCUGGCUGUACAAUAUUCGGCAUCCUCGGCAAUCUGGCAUACGAAUUAGGAGUAGACGAUAUAUCUAAAGUAGUCAGAGGUGGAGCUGGUCUGGCAUUCGUGUCUUAUCCCGACGCGAUAGCAAAGUUUAGCUUCUUGCCGCAGUUGUUCGCUGUGCUGUUUUUCGUGAUGAUGUUCGUCCUCGGUGUCGGUAGCGCCGUGGGUAUGGUUACGGGAAUCAUCACUGUGAUAAACGAACAGUUCCCGAAGCUGAAGACUUGGCAAAUUGUCGUUCCAGCUUGUUGCCUGGGAUUCGCAAUUGGCACAGUCUAUGUAACGCCGGGUGGUCAGUUUAUUUUAACUUUAGUAGAUUAUUAUGGUGCUUCAUUCGUCGUUUUUAUCUUGGCAUCAUUCGAAAUGACCGGAGUGAUAUGGGUUUAUGGUCUGGAAAACUUUAUGGACGACCUCAUAUUUAUGCUGGACCGGAAACCAAGCAUUUACUGGAGGAUAUGUUGGUUUAUAGUGACGCCAUUGAUAUUAAUAACAAUUUUUAUUUAUACAGUAGCCACAUUAUCGCCUGUAACCUAUGGUCAAAGAUCGUUGCCGGCAUCCGCACAUGCUGCCGGAUGGACGUUACUGUGCAUAGGUGUCCUUCAGAUUCCAUUAUGGAUGUUAAUUGCGAUGUUGAAGAAGCGGGAAUUGCCAUGCAUGCAGAUGGUGAAGGCAGCUUUCGCACCCGUAGAUGGAUGGGGUCCGCAGGAAGUGCAACAACGAAAGAAUUGGAAGAUCUUCAAGGAAGAAAGAGCGAGAGCCCGCGAGAAGAGAAUUCAACCAAUUUGGCAACAAAUGCUUUACGUUCUCUUAAACAAGGAGCCGAAGUAAAAUGUAUAAUUUUGCUCCAAUUCGGAGCAUCUAAAGUUUUUCAAACGCUUACACCGCGGCAGGAUCGCGAGAGAAAUUUUUUAAAUGUAUAUGAGAAAAUUAUUUUCUAGAGAUUCGUUAACUCUUUAAUUACACGCGACUUCUCGCAAGAAACUAUUUUAUUUUAUUUUUUUUUUAAUUUAACUAAAUAAUCAAAUAACAUAAAAAAUCAGAUUGACAACAUUAUACAAUAUCGAAAAAUAUUAUUAAACUAAAUAGAUAGUAUACAGAAAUAUUAAUCGUUACAGCUAAUUCCUCGCAUAGUUCUGGACUACAGUAACUGCAGUUAAAGGGUCAAUAGCUGACUGCGCAAAGCUAUAUUUGAAUUCUUAAUAGGUUCUACGUAAGUCUACUUCUGAGCUAACUCUGAGUAAUGUUGCGUUAUGUGCAACAUGAUUGCAAAUCAUAUAUCGUGAUCAAAAGUCACGCGAUAAAGAACUGUCGAUAUCAUUGAGAUCAUUUUACUCGAUCGCCAUGCGAUCACUGCUGAAUAAUAUAGAACAUCGUAACUUU
This is a messenger RNA of Ooceraea biroi (clonal raider ant), 3298 nucleotides long. RefSeq names its product sodium-dependent nutrient amino acid transporter 1. Gene Ontology annotation, molecular function: amino acid:sodium symporter activity; L-amino acid transmembrane transporter activity. Gene Ontology annotation, biological process: sodium ion transmembrane transport; amino acid import across plasma membrane; nitrogen compound transport. The record is from RefSeq and is a predicted model, not a curated record. NCBI's taxonomy places the organism in Eukaryota, Metazoa, Arthropoda, Insecta, Hymenoptera, Formicidae. Gene Ontology annotation, cellular component: plasma membrane.